This is a messenger RNA of Sinocyclocheilus grahami, 3442 nucleotides long. Its product is annotated as RNA-binding protein 47. Bases 261 to 2072 code for a protein of 603 amino acids. Gene Ontology annotation, molecular function: RNA binding. The record is from RefSeq and is a predicted model, not a curated record. The transcript has 7 exons. NCBI's taxonomy places the organism in Eukaryota, Metazoa, Chordata, Actinopteri, Cypriniformes, Cyprinidae.
AAACAGAGAUGAAUGUGGCUGAUCUGCUGUGCCUUUGAUUAAUGCAACACAUAGACUCUCUUUGACAGCUACUAAAAGCGCAGACUGUGUGUGAGACCGAGAGAGAGAAGAGGCUAGCCGCUGACGCCAGACAGACAGAAGGCCUGAGUGCGUGUGUGUGCGUGUGUGACUGUGAGUGAAACACACACCAGCUACACUGCCUCUCGGACACAUUCAUUCACCUGAAAAGACUCCAAUCCUGAUUGGAUGCUUAUCUCAGAAUGACAGCAGAAGACUCCGCCUCUGCCGUUGCUAUGAGUAACCCUAGCCCUUCCUCCUCUUCUAAGGCCUCCUCUGAGCAUCCGCAGCAUCACAGCGCCAUCCCAGAGGGAGUGGCUGGGGCCCCCAAUGAAGCUGCCCUUGUGGCCCUGAUGGAGCGAUCAGGCUAUGGUAUGGUGCAAGAAAAUGGACAACGCAAAUAUGGACCACCACCUGGCUGGCAAAGCCCUUCCCCUCCACGUGGCUGCGAAAUCUUUGUGGGUAAAAUCCCACGUGACGUAUACGAGGACGAGCUGGUGCCAGUAUUUGAGACUGUUGGACGGAUCUAUGAGAUGCGCCUAAUGAUGGAUUUUGAUGGGAAGAACCGCGGUUACGCAUUCGUUAUGUACACGCAGAAGCAUGAGGCUAAGCGAGCAGUUCGUGAACUCAAUAACUUCGAAAUUCGUCCAGGAAGGUUGCUAGGUGUGUGCUCUAGUGUAGAUAACUGCCGCCUCUUCAUUGGUGGAAUCCCAAAAACCAAGAAACGUGAAGAGAUCCUGGAGGAAGUUUCCAAGGUGACAGAGGGGGUGCUGGAUGUGAUUGUGUACGCGAGUGCUGCGGAUAAGAUGAAGAAUCGUGGCUUUGCCUUUGUAGAGUAUGAGUCUCACCGUGCUGCUGCUAUGGCCAGAAGAAAGCUCAUGCCAGGGCGAAUUCAGCUCUGGGGUCACCAGAUUGCAGUUGACUGGGCAGAACCUGAGAUCGACGUUGACGAGGACGUGAUGGAAACAGUGAAGAUUCUGUAUGUGCGCAACCUGAUGAUAGAGACCAGUGAAGAUGCUCUACGCCAAACCUUCAACCAGUUCAAUCCUGGCUGUGUGGAACGUGUCAAAAAAAUCCGAGACUACGCCUUUGUUCACUUCGCCAGUCGAGAAGAUGCAGUGGUUGCAAUGGACAACCUGAACAGCACAGAGAUCGAAGGUUCCCGCAUCGAAGUAACCCUGGCCAAGCCAGUGGAUAAGGAGCAGUACACCCGCUAUCAGAAAGCAUCGAAGGGAACGGCGGCUGCGACAACUACUGACAACAGCCAACAAAGUUACGUGUAUCAGUGUGACCCGUAUACACUCGCCUAUUACGGCUAUCCCUACAGCACACUCAUUGGACCCAACCGAGACUACUUUAUCAAAGGUACUGUAAGAGGCCGGGGCCGUGCUGGGGCCGUUAAUAGGGGCCAAGGGCCCCGCGGCUCAUACCUUGGUGGCUAUUCAGCUGGCCGAGGCAUUUACAGCCGCUACCAUGAAGGAAAGGCCAAAUUGCUGGACAAACCUUACGAGAUCAUGCCCAAUCUAGAGCUGGCAGCUGUGAACCCAGUGGGCAUCAAGCCUGGCACAAUGACUCUUCCAGGCCUUGGUGCCCAGUACCCUGCUAUGUUUUCUGCUGCCCCUGCAACUAAGUUAAUGGAGGAAGGGAAGAUGCACCCAGUGGAGCACCUGAUAAAUCCUUUGGCCCUCCAGCAUGACCCCACAGCUGCCUCGGCCGCUGCAGCAGUCAUACCUGCGGUCUCCACACCACCACCUUUCCAGGGUCGUCCUAUAACUCCCGUCUACGCUAUGGCUCAUAAUGUGCAGAGGAUUCCAGCUGCAGCUGCCAGUCUGUAUGGAGCCAGUUACAUGCCAAUCGCCACCCACGCCAACACCGCCACGCUGGCAGCCCUGCAGAAGAACGCUGCUGUGGCAGCCGCCGCAACCUAUGGAGGGUACGCUGGGUACAUGCCUCAGGCCUUCCCUGCCACUGCCACCUUCCAGAUGCCCAUUCACGAUAUAUACCAGACCUACUGAGACACUCACAGCAUCAAUCACAGUGACUUACAAUUACACACACCGCGUCGCCACAGGCCAUCAGACAUUUACGGCAUAACUAUGAGGUCUGCUGGUUAAUUGAACCACGCAGAAUGAAACUGACAUACAACAAAACUAACACAUUUUGACUCGUGUGAAGCUCCCUGGAAGCCUUUAGAUUAGAUGCUGGCAGCAAGGAUGUAGAUUUCUGCUAAAUUUAUUCUCAACUUCAUCAGCCCGUCUGGCCCACAUUUAUUCAUCCAGACGAAUGACCUAGACCAAAACCACUUUUAUAUGCUACUGAUUAACUUACCAAGACAGGUAGACUUUUGUGUUCUAAGUUAUGGACUCAAACCCUGCAAUGUGACCAGAACCUCACCUAUUUUCCCUUUAGAUCAAUAGGAAGCAGUCUGUCAGUUCGACUUCCUAAAGGAUUUGAUAACACUUGCUGAUUUCCAAAGCCAUCACACGACUGAAUGAAUGACAACUCCUGUUCUCGCAUGCUCAUUUGCAUAUUUUAUCAUUCUGCAGAGGUCUUGUAUAUUAGCUGAUCACCAGUACAGAUGUGGACUGACUCCGAGUGAUAUGUUCAUAUGAAGUAAUUCAAAAUAAGACUCGCAGAAGAAGCACACCUACUGACAUAUCACCGUCUUCCCCACACACUCCAGCUGAGAAUCGUGAGCCAGAGCGUUCCUGUCGCCACACACUCCUAAUAUCGCUCCUCUGCAUUCACGGCCACAAGAAUACUGAAGGAACGUUGUAGUAUUUGUGGACUUUAAAAAGAGCGUAUUUAAUGCCUCUGUAUGCUUCAGAGCAUUUACUUUUGUUUUAUGAAGAAAAACUGUAAAAUGAACAAACAACUGCUGAGCAGGAACUUCAACAACCACAGAAGUAGAAGAUUGAAAGUGUUUCAUGAAAAGGCUGUAUUUUGAGUUUAUAACAUAUACUUGCAAAAUGCGUUGAAGACGUCUGAAUCUUCCGUCCACUGGGUUUCCUGCAAGCGAGUCUAUAUGCAAAUACCUGCAUUAGUUUUUCCGCCUUAACUGUUUAUUUGCUUAUGCAUUUUUAUAUUUAGAUUAUUUUAAGAUUGUACUGUUUAGUUGGUUUGAAGAUGCUGUUUUUAUUGUCUAGAGGAUAUUUUUCUUCUCUAAACUGGAAGAUAGACAAACACUGUUUUCAUUCACAUUCUCAGAGGCAAUGUGUUCAAGAAAAAGAAAGAAGUUUUUCAGUCAGUCGGAUAUAUGCUGGAUAAUAGUUCACCCAAAAAUUAAAUCACAUAUCUUUCCAAACCUAUAUAACUUACUUUCUUUGGUGGAACAUGAAAGACGAUAUUUUGAGAUCUAUCUUUUUUUGUCUCUCUCCAUGCAAUG